This is a messenger RNA of Solenopsis invicta (red fire ant), 1431 nucleotides long. RefSeq lists its product as uncharacterized. The coding region runs from base 847 to 1188 and encodes 113 amino acids. The transcript has 5 exons. Lineage: Eukaryota; Metazoa; Arthropoda; Insecta; Hymenoptera; Formicidae. Gene Ontology annotation, molecular function: protein binding. The record is from RefSeq and is a predicted model, not a curated record.
CGUGGGGACGGACGCAUAGGGGUGGCGUGCAUGCGUGCGUGCCCGAACGACGGAGAGUCGCGCAGAGACAGCGAGAGCUAUUAUCAUCGGGUAGCGCCGGGAACAAUCGAACGUCGUCGUCGGGACGUCGUCGCGUCGGCAGGUGCACGAGGGGGUUGUUUGAGUGUUGGCCACUGGGGCGCGGGGUGCGCGCGGAAGCGAGCGGGUGAGCUUACAAGGCGGGUGACGUCACGUGGCGGACGGCGGACCAAUCCGGGUCGCGCGCUCCACUCCUGCCAGCCAGUCGGUUUUCCGGCUGCUAGACCAGGCGGACGCCAUAUUGCCCGUGGCCGAGUGGUGGCGGCGGCCGCCUGUGUGUGUUUAUAUCGUCGUUACGCGGUUUCCGCACGUUUUCGCAUCCGUGGGUCGUCGCGCCGCGGAUUCCCGUCGUCGCUGGCGUGACGCGUUACGAGCUGGUGCGCGCGUCCGCGAAUGUGUCGUGCGCGAAACGGGUGGCCGUACGGUUAAUCGCGACAACAAAUAGUGGUGCGCGCGGCAUCCGUCGUGUUUCUCGAAUCCUCACGCGGAUUCUCGGUGCGGUGUUCGUUCCGGGCGUACGUAGUACGAAGUGUGACAGAUCGCGACGGGCAGUAGUCGUGCCUCGUUGUCGUCCGCGCCGCUCUCUCUCGCUGCUCCAGUCACCGAGAGAUUCACCAUCUCUCUGUCUCUGUCUCGCUCUGUCCUUCUCUCUCCCCCGCCGCUCCGUAUUGGACCGUUCCGGAGCACCGAUAGCGCCUGCUGAAGUUGCCGUGUUCUCGUCGCUCGUCUCGUCGCAUCACCCCCUGCAAGGACCUUCACUGCGGAAGGAUGCCAGUGCGUAAACAAGGUGAUACACUCUCGCGUAUGAUAGAAGACGCGGCAAUGAAGGACGAAAGAGGAGAUGACGCGCCUGAUAAUGAGAGCAAUGAAUGGGAAGUGGGGCGAGAGCGUGAGUCUAAUCGCUUUGUCGACUGUCAAGAAGUUCCUGUAACUAUGGGCUUCACGCAUCGUCCAGCCCGAAAGAAUACAGAAGCUCACCGAGCUCUGGAGCUCCUCGAGGAUUACCAUGCCAAACUGACGAGGCCACAAGAUAAGCAGCUGCGAUUAGCUAUUGAGCGCGUCAUACGUAUUUUCAAGAGCAGACUCUUCCAGGCGCUGCUGGGUAAGUAAAAAUGUAUAUUCUCCGUUUUCCUUCAACGGAAGAAAAACUAAGUUCAAAUUACUUCGUAAACUCCACAUGAGAAAAUGUAAGUCUGCUAUAUCACAAAUAUGAUUUCUUAAUAUAACAUCGUAAUUGCGCAUGUUGAAACUAUUAUUAAACGUAUUAAUUACUUUAAAAUACCCAGAUAGGUUUGAUUAAUAAAGUUUUUUUGGAUAUUUUAAAGGAAUUAAUACGUUUAAUAGUUUUUAUAA